AUGGCCACAGAGUACCCCCGUCAGGCGCCCAUCGACCCGAGGAAGAGCGCGUGCGCGGCCCAGCCGUCGCCCUGGUUCGUGCACCCCUUCGAAGAGCACGCGAGGGGCGCGAUGCGCGUGUUGCGGUACUACUCGCGAGCUGCCACCGACGGCCAGCGCGCGGAACUCUUGGCAGACGUCUGCUGGAAGCUCUACGGUGACUACUUCCGGAUGAAACCCAAGGUUUCGGGAACCUCGAAGACCACGUGGGUGUGCCCCGCGCUCGUACAGCCGGAUGACGACGGCGACAACGACGACGGCGCCAACCUCUCUGCUUACAACGCCUCCACGUGGGUCGAGGCGGACGCCCCAAAUUUGAUGAUCGCCUACCUCGAGAACGGAGACUUCUUCAGGAUGUGCCACGAGGCCUCCCGCGAUAUCCAGCUCGAAUGCGCCUCCCUCAGCUGGCGCGAGGCCGCGGACGAGCUCCAGUUCGCAUCGAACAUUCUCACCGCGUACAACGACGUCGCCGCGACGGACUACAACCUCCGCAACGCCAUCCGUGCCCACCUCGAAACCCGGGAUCUCCGCUGGGAGCAUAACCGCCCCGAGAUUCCCGACACGCCCGAAACCCACAGGCCGCGCGAUCACGCGCUCACCAUCGCCGACGGCGAUUGGGAUGACGACUUUCUCGUCGUCCUUGAGUCGCCCAUGUCGAAGAUCUCGGUCCACACGGAGCUCAAGCCCCCGAGACCCGCCUACCUGAGGCGCUCCUCCUCCUUGCCCGUCCGGGCCACUCACAGAUGCGAGACCUUCCCGUUGUGA
Molecule: messenger RNA, 804 nt
Organism: Micromonas commoda
Lineage: Eukaryota; Viridiplantae; Chlorophyta; Mamiellophyceae; Mamiellales; Mamiellaceae
Exons: 1
Coding region: 1-804 (267 amino acids)
Source: RefSeq, a predicted model, not a curated record